Molecule: messenger RNA, 3367 nt
Organism: Colossoma macropomum (tambaqui)
Lineage: Eukaryota; Metazoa; Chordata; Actinopteri; Characiformes; Serrasalmidae
Product: E3 ubiquitin-protein ligase RNF19B
Exons: 10
Coding region: 355-2193 (612 amino acids)
Biological process (GO): protein polyubiquitination; positive regulation of proteasomal ubiquitin-dependent protein catabolic process; ubiquitin-dependent protein catabolic process
Cellular component (GO): cytoplasm; ubiquitin ligase complex
Molecular function (GO): ubiquitin conjugating enzyme binding; ubiquitin protein ligase activity; zinc ion binding
Source: RefSeq, a predicted model, not a curated record
CGGGUCGGCGCGGGCGCGAGCCUGUGCGUGCUGGGCUUUCAGUGGGAGGAGCUAACUGACGGUGCUGAGCAGCAAUAAGAUAACGCCGUGAGCGGAGGGUGGCUGAAAGUGAUGGUUACUUUUUAAUUACUGAGAACAGAAGAUUAAGAAAAAGAAAAUCACUGUAUAUUUAUUAGAGGAGUGAUCAUGACCUCCAGCGGGGAACCUUCUAGCGGACGUUUUUCUUGCCCUUUCCCAAUGUCUACACUACUGCAUCCCACCGACGAACCAUAAGCGUCCUGCACUCAAACGCUUGCACGCUGAAAGGACCUGAUUUGCUCAUGCUGGUUUGGCUGGACUGUUGUACUUCCUACCAUGAAGAGGCCCAAGCAACAGUCUCAGCCCUUUAGCUUCCUCAGCUUCUUCAGCCGCAAGCCCAAAUCAGACCCCAAGAAUGAGAAACCCGCCACUCCGAGCCGAGAUGAGGUGGCCAUUACGUUAACUCCUAAUGAGCCAGAGCAUGGAGAGCAAGAUCCAAACCUCGGUGAGAGAGAUGGUGGAGGAGAUAGUGGUGAAGGAGGUUUGGUGAAGGGCGAAGCAGCCGGGGGCGAGCAGCAAGCAGCAGAGUGCGGCAGCAGCGGCUCCACAGGGGUCCUGUCUCUGUCUUCAUCCAGCCAGGAGCAGCUGCUAGAGCACUUGGUGGAGUGUCCCCUGUGCCUGCUGAGCCAGCCCCGCGGUCACUUCCCCCGCCUGUCCUCCUGCCCACACCGUGCCUGUGCCGACUGCUUGCGACAGUACCUGCGCAUCGAGAUCUCAGAGAGCCGCGUUGGCAUCGCCUGCCCGCAGUGCCCUGAGGCGCUGGCCCCGCCGGACGUCCGUGCCAUCCUGGACGACGGCGCCCUGCUGGAGCGCUUUGAGGAGUUCCAGCUGCGCCGCUUCCUGGCUGCUGACCCCGACACGCGCUGGUGCCCAGCGCCGGACUGCAGUUAUGCAGUGAUAGCCUACGGCUGUGCGGAGUGUCCUAAGCUGAGCUGUGGCCGAGAGGGCUGUGACACUGAGUUCUGCUACCACUGCCGUCAGCUCUGGCACCCUGACCAGACCUGUGACCAGGCCAGGCGGCAGCGUGCCCGUCACACCUCGGGGGCAAAUGACGCAUCCACACUGUACGUCUUCAGCGAGGAGCCUGGCGGAGAUGCGGAGGAGAUUAAAGCAUGUCCGCGUUGUGGUGCCUAUAUCAUGAAGACCAAUGAUGGCAGCUGCAAUAGGAUGAACUGCACGGUGUGUGCGUGUCAGUUCUGCUGGCUGUGUAUGCAGGAGAUCACAGACGUGCACUACCUCAGUCCCUCAGGCUGCACUUUUUGGGGAAAGAAGCCGUGGUCACAGACGCGGAAGGUCCUGUGGCAGGUGGGCAUGCUGCUGGGGGCUCCAGUAGUGAUCUCACUCAUUGCAGGCAUCGCCAUACCAGUCAUCAUUGUGGGCAUCCCAAUUUACAUGGGCCGCAAGGUCCACAGUCGCUGUAAGAAAAACAAUAUCUCAGGAAGUAAACAUUACUUGACAGUGGCCAGCGGGGUCAUGACAUCAGUGUUUGUCUCUCCAGUCAUAGCAGCCACUACUGUGGCGGUCGGAGUGCCUCUGAUGUUGACAUAUGUUUACGGUGUGGUUCCUAUGUCUCUGUGUCGGAACGGCUGGUGCAGGCCUCAGGCCGAACCCCCUGAAACACGCAAGAUCCAGCUGGAGGACCUGGCCACUUAUCUUUUGUUUUCUCAUGUAGUCAGUGAUCACUGGACUGGAGAGCCCAAGCCAGCUCUGAACGAUGCCUCUGUCCAGGAAGUGAGUGUUAGCGUGGAAGAAGUGGCAGCGUUCCCGAGUACCAGCGCUGUCCUGUCGCAACCUGAGGACUCCUCUGAUCCACCUGAUGAUGGACAGGCGGACAGCGCUGAGCAGGAUGACCAGUCGGAUGAUGUUGAUGCAGUUGAGCAGGGUGCCUUCAGCGGCACACAGACUACUUUUGCCUUGAGGGAGGGGACCAACAUUGAGGUGCGGGUGGAGAUCGAGGCUCAGCCGCGGAGAGGCCGUCAGCCCAGCCUCAGCAGCGUCCUCUCUAGCAGGAGCCUGUCAGCAGAAUCCCUGCAUCACUCGCACGAACCUCUCUGUGCCUCACAACAGCUAAAGAGCGGAGACCCCCCGCCACUCACUGAGACGGACAACGUCUGAGCCACAGCCAGGCCACACCCGCUUCCACCGCCCACUGCACCGCCCACCAGCCGCUUCUAGCCUCUGCCUCCUAAUGCAGAGUCAGCGACAUGGAGACGAAUGGAGUGAGAGAGCAGGAGAAUGAGAGAGACACCAAGAGAGAAAGAGUUUAGAAUAAGGAAAGAGGGCAUGGAGACGAAUGUCCAGGGCAGCUGCCCAAAAAAUGCCACGAAGAGGAUUACUGACUAUAAUAGUGUCUAAAAUGACAGAGAGCAUGUUUGUCAACUAGUCCCAUGGGUGUUAGCUCUUCUUUUUUUACACUGUGUUGCAGUGAAGAGGUUGCCUACCCGGAUGGUGUUCUGUUUAAUUUAUUUGUUUAGCCCUUCUUAUAGCUACAAUAUAUACCCUUGUACUUAGCAGCUAUUUGAUUUCACCCCCCCCUCGAAUAACAAUAAAUUGAAGAAACGACCGCAUGAUUUCUUCUGCAAGGUUCUGUGGCCUAAUUUGAUUUGCAACCGUACACUGCCACGGUGUGGAAUCCAAUGCUUCCUUGGCUGGAGAUUAUAGUGCUUCAGGCUACAGUGCAACAGGGUAUCUAGGGCUUUCCCUUAUGGUGUUCAUUCACUUGAAUUAUGCAAGUUUUUACAUAACACCAGGCCACGUCCCAUUUUAAGUGAGAAGCAGUGGAAACAAUGGGAUAGAUUUAGCCCUCAUUCAUACUUCUCUACUGCUGUAAUCUCUUAAAACAAAGCUCCCUGUGUGUAGCAAUUAGCUAAUAAGCCCUGUAACUUUAUCAACGCAGUUAAAAAGAACUUGGCCAAAAUGUUUAUGAUCCGUAACUGUAUUCUCCUCAGUGUGUAAGACCACAAAUGGCUGACUGAUAUUUAUUUCAACAUGCAUUGUUUUAUGAUGUUUCUAGUGGGCCACCACUUCUCAAAUGACUGAUUGAACCAAGGAACUAGGUUCAACUUAGAUAACAGAACUACGUGGGCUCUUGUUUACACGGUGAGAUUGAUAUCUAUACAGUUGUAUGCAAAUGUUUGGGCACCAAAUUACAUGUUUUGUUAAUUUUCUAAAUGAAAAUGCAGCAAACUAUGUAAGGAAAUGAAACAAAUUCUGUAAAUGUUACUCCUCAGCUACUUUGUAUUUGACUUAAAAAAUACAAAACUAAUACUAAAGCUAUGAUCCCGGCCAA